Molecule: messenger RNA, 4299 nt
Organism: Symbiodinium sp. CCMP2456
Lineage: Eukaryota; Dinophyceae; Suessiales; Symbiodiniaceae
Source: the annotation of a GenBank genome assembly
AUGGACCCCACAUGGGAUAGUUACCCAUAUCCGCGAAGCUGUCAAGCUUUGAGCAGCUCCCGUCGAUGCCCAUAUGGAUGUGACGGCAGCGAACCAGAAAUCGUGGCAGUCGACACGCAAGACCCAGAGAUCCUUGCGACUUUGGCUCGGGAUGCCUCAGUGAAGCUUUGGAACGGACGGACCGGGCAGUGCAUGACUACCGUGCACUUCCCAGAUGCUCACUACUUCAUGGAGUACCCGUACUGUCUCUCCGUGAGCGGUCACAGAAUUCUGGUGUCUGCAGAUGAAGGCGUGUUUCUGACUGAGUUAGAGCAGACGCCAGCUGAGACCCGGCGUCACUUGCCACGGUGGGUGGAGGUCCAGGAGCGGGGCAAGAUCGAGAUGAAAGGCAAGGGCCAGGUGACCACCUACCUUUUUCGCGGUGCCUCGCGGCAAGCCGAGCUUUCGCGAGAGCUUGAAAGAUCCCACGUCCACUUCGGGGGUCUCGCACCGGUCGAGAGGUCGCCAUCCUCGGCAAAGCCGAGGUCGAUCCUCAAGCAAUCGGUUGCGAGGAGCCCCAACCGUCCGACGCGAAUGGCAGAAGCUGUUGAGGAAUCACCGAGCACGCGAGUGCGCCGCAACACUGUCGGGACCAAUCUCAUUAUGAGAAUGUCUCUGCCCGUCCAGGAGGGCGGACUUCCAUUUGCGGACGCCAGAAGCAGCUCGCCGAGCCAGGAGGAGAAGUUUCAGCGCGUAUUGAGGGAGCUGAAUUCGACCUCAAAGACCUUUGCAGGGCAGGUGAAGAGCUGGAAAUGGUGGUUCUCCGCCUUCCUCCGCACACCGGAUUUCAGCUCUGAGGUAGAAGACAAGUACCAGAGGUGGUACCACGAGACCACGAUCUGCAAGAAGCUCGAGUCCAGGCUAGACAAGCAGGCGCUGGCUCUUACGAUCCUGACUGCAGUGGAGGUGUUCUGUUGCACCUUCGUGGACCAACUGUACAGCAAGGGGUUGGGAAACUUCGAUUGGCGAGGCACCGGCCAUUUGGUUGUGUUGGAGACGGAAGACAGUUGUGCAAGGCAUGGUGCAGGUGUUAUGCGUCUGAUGUCAUGCAUCCUGCAACAGAUGCAGGUCAUGACGGACUCGGAUGUGUCCGGCUGCCUCUUUUCCUGGCAUGCAGAGGCAUGGCUUUUCUCAUCAUUUGGUGCUGGCAGCAGCUUUGCCGUGCACAGCAUCGUAUCCUACGGCAUCCGCAUGAGCCCCGCCACAGAAAUCACCCAUGACGCCAUGAUGCUGACAUCAACGCAUCUCAGCAUGGAGACUUUGCGCAGUCUCUGGCAUUGUGACGGUGUCUCUGCUGGAGUGCGCCAUCGCAGUCGCAUCAUCUACCUGGGAUACACCGUGGUUUCCUUCCUUCCGAAGCUGAGACUUAUGAGAUAUACUGUGCAGGAUGAGAGUGCGUGGAAGGUGCCAUCUGUGACCGCUUGUGGCGUUUGCAACAUGUGCCUGAUGGUAGCCGGAAUCGUCGGGUGGUGCACGAUGGAUCAGCUCACUGAGGCCAAAUUCUACAUCCUCGAGGAUCCAGCUGCUAGCCGAUGCUUGUUCAAGUGCUUCAGCUAUGCUUUUCUUGCCUUUUACCUGUAUCCGGUGCUGUUUUUUGGGCAUGCCCAGCUGGUUGCCGAAGCCUUCUUGGUCAUCGUUGCAUGCUACUACAUGCUUUGGGUCCCCCUGCUGGACAGUUCCGCCGACACCCACUGCUGCGUUCAUGCCUGGUGCCUGCUGGCAUUUCUUCGGCUGGCUGUGCAGGGUGCCGAACUAACUGAUCCGAUGCAGUAUUGCCUGAUGCUUUACUUAGUAGAGGGCAUGGUUCUGCGGUUCCUCCUCUACCGCAGCACCAGAGGCAACAAAGAGCUACAACACUUUCCGAAGCAAAGCUUCCUUGAUGCUUUUGCUCGGCCACCGUCGAGCGAGCGACAUACGUCACUGGAAGCCUUCGACACACUGUUUCGGUUGGUUAGAAGAGACCAGGGUGGUGGCAUGCAUGCUUUGUGCUUGGCCCGUGCUGUCCGGCAAAGUUGGCUGCAUCACAGAUCCGUGGUGCGUGGGCAGAUGAUGUUCACAUACCACUGCAUAUGCCAGCAGCAGAUCAGUCCAGACGUCAUUUGGAGAAUUCUAGAGUUCCUUGGAGAUGCAGUCCAUUCCCAAGAGGACUGCGAGGAUGCGUCCUCUCAGAAGACGAUGUCGUCGAGCAGUGCUGGCACCAGCAUCGAGUUUGUAAAGCGAAGGCUUCAGCUCGAAUUGGGAUCCGGCUUAGGCGCCUUGGGCGUCCGCGCCGCCGCCGGGGGCCUCGUGUUGCUGUCGGACAAGGAGCUGCCUGUACUGGGCCUGGCAUUGCAAACUGCUGCUCUGAAUGGCGCGCGCUGCGAUGCAGUAGCCUAUGACUUCGCCCAAGGGGCGAAAGCGCCUUUUCGUCCCGGAGUCUUCGACCUCCUCUUGGCUUCGGAUGUGCUCUUCAUGGACCGGUUGGCAGAGCCCCUGUUCUGCAGCAUGGCGUGUCUGCAUGCGCCUGGUCAACAUCAAAGAGCCAUCCUUGGGCAUCAGCGACGCCGAGCCGUGUUCCGAGGCUCAGAUGGAGAACCUCGUGUAGAAGCUGAAGAUUCUGCCCUUCGGCGUUUCCUUGACCUCGCUGGGCCACACGUGUACAAUCAGAGCGACAAUGAAGCGGAGGAGAGUCUUGCCUUGGUCUUGGAUUGGCCAGCACCGGGGCCAAAUCCCACAAAGCGGCAAUGCUUGGGCGAGGAAAAAGGCCUAGCAAGUUCAGAUUCGGAUCGAUUCGUUCAUCCAGUGUCGGUUGAUGAAGCCAUUGAUGACGUCAGCGCAGCAUUGAAAUAUGAGGAAUCAGAGAUGUUCUUCCUUGUGAAGCUGGAAGAGCUGAGCACCUCAAUGCUUGAGAAGCUGCACUUACUGCGGCCGAGGGAGGUAUCGAUGCUGUUGAACCAUCUGGCCUUCUCACAGGUCGUUGAAAAGCCCUUUUGGCAGAAGGUGUCGGAUCGUGUGCCAGAGAUCUACUUCGACUCGGACGCGACCAGCCUGAGCCUUACCAUCAACGCUUUCGCGCGGGCGAUGUUGAAGCACGAGACGGCUAUCCAGUUUAUGAGCAAUGAGGUCAUGCGGCUUGCCAACAGGGGCAGCAGUUAUCUGACACCACGCAGCAUUUCAAUGGUGGUGAACGGAAUGUCGAAGCUUCGCAUACGAGACGAGAAGUUGAUGAGGGCCAUGUCGAGUCAUGCACAAGGCUGUCUUGUGGAGAUGAAAGCAACAGAUCUGAGCAUGGUGGCGAAUGGCUUUGCCCGCUUGUGGAUCAAUGAUCAGAAGCUUUUCGAUGCCCUGGAGGAGCCCCUGAUGGCGGCCAUGCCUGACUUCACUGUGCUGCAUAUUGCGGCCUUGGCUCAUGCCCAUGGCCGGUUCUUGCGGCGAGACGAGGCACUUCUCCAAGAGCUUUCGUCGCAACUGUGGCAACGUUGCCAAGCCUCUCAACAGGUGGUGGACGCCCAAAGCCUCAGCAGCAUCAUGCAUGCUUUCGCCACCCGCCUUGAUUUCUCCAGCUCCGACUUCAUAAAGGUGGUGCAAUUCAGCCUGCCACGCGUGGCUGAGGAGAUGGUGAUAACAGACCUGGUGCUUACUGUGGGUGCUGCAAAGCGGAUGGAAGGGCUUCCUCCCGACCCUCAGCUUUGGGAGCCUCUCUUCCGACACUGCCUCCGGCUUCAAUCAUUGCUGAUGCCUUCAGCUGUCGUCGUCGUGCUCGAAUUGGCUCUUCAACUACAGCAUGGCAGCGCCGAGUUUUGGCACACCAUGCUCUCGCAUUGUGCCACGUUGCUGGAGGCAUCCCGCUUCUAUGAGGCCUAUCAUAUAUCUAUCCUCGCCCUGCUCUUUGCCGACCUUUGCGCAGGACCCAAAACACCGUGGGUGAUGCCGGAUGAUCUCAAGAACCGAGCUCUUGCUGCCGCCGCCUCUGCCUUACUGGAGCUCCAGGGACAGUGCGAAGUUUCCAACCUGGCAGACUUGGCUAUUGCUUUCGUACGCGCGGACUUCAAGAAUGAGAUGCUCCAACGAAGGAUACUCGCCCAGGCAACCAGACAGCUCGCAGAGAUCGCGGUCACUGGCUCCAUACUCCGAGUGGCAGAUCACCAUCAUGCUAGACGCCUGCUGGCUGCUUUGUGCCACGCGCAUGGCAAGGAAAUCAUCGAGAUGAACCAUCACGUCGCGUUAGCGGCCAAGUUCCUGGAGUUUGUACCAGGUGAAGGUGGACAUCUGCUGGAAUAA